Messenger RNA from Colletotrichum navitas, 1044 nucleotides. RefSeq lists its product as uncharacterized. Gene Ontology annotation, biological process: regulation of DNA-templated transcription. Lineage: Eukaryota; Fungi; Ascomycota; Sordariomycetes; Glomerellales; Glomerellaceae. The coding region runs from base 1 to 1044 and encodes 347 amino acids. The record is from RefSeq and is a predicted model, not a curated record. The transcript is spliced from 2 exons. Gene Ontology annotation, molecular function: zinc ion binding; DNA-binding transcription factor activity, RNA polymerase II-specific.
AUGUCCAUUCGACGAGAAUCAUGCGAGCCGUGCUUCCGGGGACGACGGAAGUGCGACCUGGCCUAUCCUGUCUGCCAGCGAUGCCAACAGACCAACAAGGCAUGCCACUACGUGUAUUCCCCGCCACUGGCGAGAGGCAAGACAGCGGGUGCAGUCCAUCCCGGUGCUCUGCCCACCACCGCUGAGAUGGACACCCUUGACCACGGAGACGGCAUGAAUCAAUUAGCGAAGUUGCAACAUCCGACAGUCCCCAGAACGCUUGGUAUGCUAGGCAAUUCGCAGCAAAUGUUAAGUCCAGCGGACAGCAGAUGGGACUUCUACCAGUUUCGGGAGUCCCCGCGCACAUUUGCAGAGCAAGCAAAAACAAUGUUCAUCCACCCAGGCUUGUUCCAUAGUACCUUACCUCUGCCGCUACGCACAGCCUUUGGCAUCUGCGCCGGGGCCAUCUCGAUGAACGAACACACUCGGAAAGUUCUGUUCAAAGUAAUCGCCGCUGAAGUGUCGGGUAUGCUCUCCCUCACGGUGGGGAUCACGCUGCUCGGGAAUCUGGCUAGGCUCCAAGCCACCGUGCUCUACCAGAUGAUCAGGUUCUUUAAGGGCGGGCUCGAGGAACGAGUUCUCGCAGAGCGGCAGGAAUUUGUCGUCAGGUGUUACGCACUGAAGCUUCUGCAGCGCGCAGAUCACGAGCUUCCGGCUGUGCAGCCAAGGUGGGAGGCUUGGGUCCUCGCCGAGAGCAUCCGACGGACCGCCGUCGUAGCCUUCAAGCAGUAUUCGCUGUAUUGGAUCUUCAAAUACGGCACCUGCAUAGAACGCAGAGGGCUUUUUAUGCUGCCAGUGUCCACCAAGCCGUACGCCUGGGCCUCUCGCAAGAUCUACUUGCGGCAUGAAGAUCGAGACCAUACCACCACGUACGGCGAGUUUCGGAACACUUGGGCGGCUGCGCCGAGGGAUGAUGUUGAUGAGUUUGAGAAGAUGCUUUUGAUGAGCUGCAACGGCAUGGAAGAUUUCCGGGUCUUGCUCGACUGUCCAAACCCCGAGGGUUAA